AUGAGUCUCGACCCACCUGGAUCAAAGGAGAAUGAAGAACACCAACGACACAAGUUGGGGCCUUCGGCUCCGCACACCGAGCCCCUGCCCUUCGGCAUCGAGAGUCCCAGAAACCGGAAGCGGAAGUGCGCGUCCCUUCCUAUCUCCCCGGCUCCGGCUGUGUCUUUUACCUACAGCUGCCCGGGGGACAGGAGGGCGUCCGGAGAUGACUCAGUUGUCAUUGAGGAUGUGGCUUUGGACUUUACCGAGGAAGAGUGGGCCUUACUGGAUCUUACUCAAAAGAAACUCUACAGAGAUGUGAUGAUGGAAACCUUCAGAAACCUGGCCUCAGUAGUUUCUCGAGACCUUAAUGAUAGAGAAAAAUUAUCUAGUGAACAUAUUACAGUGGAAAUCAUGAAGAAAAGCACCUGGUUCACCAUGUUAGGAGAAAUCUGUAAACUGCGUGGCAUCGAAGAUCAGCAUAAAAACCACGGGAGACGUAUAAGAAGGCAUACAGUAGAGAACCUUUGUGAACAUAACAAAGGCAAUCGGUGUGGAAAAACCUUCAGCAAGAUUUCAACUCUUACUGUACUCAAAACAACUACUUCAGAAUUAAAUCCUUCUGAAUGCUGCAGAUAUGGAAGAGCCUUCAUGCAUCAUUCAUCACUUAAGCAUCAUGUCAGAUCUCAGACUGGAUGCACUGCCUAUGGGUGUAAGGAAUGUGGAGAAGCCUGCAGUUGUCCCUCCUACCUAAGCACUCCUGUGAGAACUCUUUAACAGGAAGCAAGCCCUAUAAACAUAAGGAGUGUGGAAAAGGCUUGAUUUGUAUCUCAACUCUCAAUAAUCAUGUGACAACACUCACUAAAGAGAAACCCUGUCCUAGUUAUCAAGUGCUGCCAGAACAGAAAUACCACAAGUGGCUGGCUUUAACAAAGAGAAAUUUAUUUUCUCACAGUAAAGUAGGCUAAAAGUCCAAAUUCAGGGUGUCAGCUUCACAGGAAGGCUUCUCUGUCUGUCGGCUCUGGAGGAAGGUCCUCAUCCUCAAUCUUCCCGUGGCCGAGGAGCUUCUCAGGCACAGGGACCCCAGGUCCAAAGGACGCGCUCUGCUUCUGGUGCUGCUUUCUUGGUGGUAUGAGGUCCCCAACUCUCUGCUUGCUUCUGUUUCCGUUUAUCUCUUGAGAGAUAAAAGGUGGUGCAGGCCACACCCCAGGGAAACUCCCUUUACUGUGGAUCAGGGAGGCGACCUGAGUGAGGGUGGUAUUACAAUCCCACCCUAAUCCCCUCAACAUAAAAUUACAAUCACAAAAUGGAGGACGACCAUACAAUACUGGGAAUCAUAGCCUAACCAAGUUGAUAUACACAUUUUUGGGGGUACAUAAUUUAAUCCAUGACAAACCCUAUGAAUGUAGUGAAUGUGGGGAAGAUUUCUAUAGUUUCUUAGCCUUUAGGACACAUGUGAGAGGACAUAAAUGUAAAUAUAAAGAAUGUUGAAAAAACCUAUACUCGUCCCUCAACCGUCACUAUAGGUCAAAAAUUUCAGAGUGGAGAGCAAUAUUAUGAAUGUAAAGAAUGUUUGAAAGCCUUUAAUUGUGCUGCAUCCAUCACUGAGCACAUAAGAAAUUGCACUGUAGGGAAACCUUUUGAACACAUAGAAUUUGCGAAAUCUUUCAGUUAGCCCUCAAACCCCACUAAUCAAAUAAGAACUCACAGUGGAGAGAGGCUAGCUAUAUGAAUGUAAGAAAUACAGGAAAGUCUUUAGUCAAUCCUCACACCUCAGGGCCCAUAUAAGAGUUCACACUGGAGAGAAGCCGUAUGAAUGUAAGGAAUGUGGGAAAUAUUUCAGUCAGUCCUCAUCCCUCACUAAACAUGUAAGAACUCACAGUGGGGAGAUG
Molecule: messenger RNA, 1871 nt
Organism: Loxodonta africana (African savanna elephant)
Lineage: Eukaryota; Metazoa; Chordata; Mammalia; Proboscidea; Elephantidae
Product: zinc finger protein 699-like
Exons: 5
Coding region: 1-756 (251 amino acids)
Biological process (GO): regulation of DNA-templated transcription
Source: RefSeq, a predicted model, not a curated record